Messenger RNA from Budorcas taxicolor (takin), 831 nucleotides. It is a transcript of the gene MMP7, whose product is annotated as matrix metallopeptidase 7. Gene Ontology annotation, molecular function: zinc ion binding; metalloendopeptidase activity. The record is from RefSeq and is a predicted model, not a curated record. The transcript has 6 exons. The coding region runs from base 1 to 831 and encodes 276 amino acids. Gene Ontology annotation, cellular component: extracellular matrix. Gene Ontology annotation, biological process: collagen catabolic process; extracellular matrix organization; proteolysis. Lineage: Eukaryota; Metazoa; Chordata; Mammalia; Artiodactyla; Bovidae.
AUGCCCCGUAAGUGCAAGCAGGCAGCUAUGCGGCUGGCACUGCUGUGCGCCGCGUGCCUGCUGCCUGGCAGCCCGGCCCUGCCACUCAGCCCGGGCCCGGGAGGCGAGGGCGACCCGCGCUGGCAGCUGGCUCAGGACUAUCUCAAGAGAUUUUAUUCAUCUGACUCAAAAAUGAAGAAUGCCAGUAGUUUAGAAGUCAGACUCAAGCGGAUGGAAGGAUUCUUUCACCUUCCUAUAACUGGAAUGUUAAGCCCCCGUAUUAUAGAGAUCAUGCAGAAGCCCAGAUGUGGAGUGCCGGAUGUUGCAGAAUUUUCGCUAUUCCCAAAUCAGCCAAAAUGGACUUCCAAAGUAGUCACCUACAGGAUCAUGACAUAUACUUCAGACUUACCACAUAUCACAGUGAAUCAACUAGUGGCCAAGGCCUUCAAAAUAUGGAGCGAAGUGAUCCCACUGACGUUUACAAGAGUUAGAUGGGGAACUGCUGAUAUCAUGAUUGACUUUGCAAGAAGAGCUCACGGGGACCCGUAUCCCUUUGAUGGGCCAGGAGCCACACUGGCUCACGCCUUUGCGCCUGGGCCAGGCCUGGGAGGAGAUGCUCACUUCGAUGAGGAUGAACGCUGGACUGAUGCUAGCGGGAUAGGAAUUAACUUCCUGUAUGUUGCAACACACGAGCUUGGCCAUUCCUUAGGUCUGAGUCAUUCGUCUGAUCCUGAUGCUGUGAUGUAUCCAACCUACAGCAAAGAAGAUUCCAAGAAUUUCAAACUUUCACAGGAUGAUAUCAAUGGAAUUCAGAAAUUAUACGGAAAGAGAAAUGAUUCAAGAAAAAAAUAG